This is a messenger RNA of Telopea speciosissima, 582 nucleotides long. Its product is annotated as umecyanin-like. Gene Ontology annotation, cellular component: plasma membrane. The coding region runs from base 52 to 582 and encodes 176 amino acids. The transcript has 2 exons. Lineage: Eukaryota; Viridiplantae; Streptophyta; Magnoliopsida; Proteales; Proteaceae. Gene Ontology annotation, molecular function: electron transfer activity. The record is from RefSeq and is a predicted model, not a curated record.
GAAGGUAAAUAAUCUCUCCUUCAACACAACAACCCAAGAGGGAAAAAAAAAAUGGGAAAAUUCAUAUGCUCUCUGCUCCUCUUAGCCGGAAUGGGCUGUGUUCUAAUGGCACAGACCAACGCGAUGAGCCACAUCAUCGGAGGAAGCUUCGGCUGGAGAAUUCCCGAUAACACCACCUUCUAUCAAGAAUGGGCUAAACCAAGAACCUUUGGUGUAGGUGACAAACUGGUGUUCUUGUACAGGACGGGUGUCCACAAUGUGCUUGAGGUAGAUGAGAAGGAAUUCAAAGCAUGCACUCAAGACAAGCCCAUUGAUAUGCUAUACAGGGGGCCAACCAUUUUGGAGCUGAACAAGAAAGGGGACUAUUAUUACUACUGUGGCGUUGGGACACAUUGUGAGGCCGGCCAGAAGCUCAGCAUCACUGUUGUCGACGGACCAGGAUCGUCGGGGGCUGUAUUCAACACUGAAACAGCUCCUGCACCUGCCCCUGCCCCCGAAGUACACUCGUCCUCGGCUAAUUCUAUUCACAACUUGGGCUUGGCUUCUGGUUUGGUGUAUUUCUUGGUUUCAAUGUUCAUAUAA